ACUGUCACUGGUUUAGUGCAUGCCUGACUUUAAGAGAGACUCUCCCUCCACAAAGGAAGGUAUAUACUUUAUACUUUAAUAGAAAAGAAACAAGAAAGAAUCAUGAAGACUAUUGCCUCACUGAUCUGUCUGGUUACUUACUUAACCUGUACAUGUGCCAUGAGGGAAUGGCCCAUUGCAAUAGAUAUGGCUUGUAGCAAGGCUCUGUCUGUUGUUGCUUGUACCUUUGAGUUUACCAACAUGGCAGCAGAGGAUUACUAUAUCCUCACCAGUGAUUCUCCUCUUGAAGGACUCUACUCUCCAUUUGUUGCUGUCUAUCAUAAUGGUCGUCAUGUACAAUAUGAAGGACUCAUUGGAUUCCGUCUCCCUCCAAGGAAACAAGACUUUCAACUCAUUAAAGCUGGUCAAGUUAUCUCUGCAACAGUUCAAAUAUCUGAUGCAUUCACCUUUGGCUCUGAUGGUCUCUAUACCAUAAGAUACAACAAGCCACUCAAGUUUAUAACAGGGAAAGAAAUGGAAUAUGAAGCAUAUGUAUCUGGUAUCACUAGCAGGAUAGAACGAGUGAGAGUAUCAGAAGUGAGGGAAUCUGUCUAUAUAGACCUGAUGGACACACACCUCCUCACUCGUCCAGUAAGGAUGGAAGCAGUACUGUCAGCACAAAAACCAGACCAUAUAGUACACAUUGAUAGCUGUGGGAGUGCUCAGUAUAUUGGAGGGACUAGCCAGCAACAGAGUGACACUACUAAAGCUCAUAAGCUCCUUUGUGACAAACUACAAAAAGCAUAUGAUGCUGUAGGUAACAAUGACCUGUACAAGACAUGGUUUGGGAUCUACGAUGGAGGACGUGCAACUACAGUCAAGAGCAUAUAUAAGAAAAGCAAAGAUGGGCUGACAAAUACUGACGUGACAUAUGACUUUAAAAAUGGACUGGACAUUUGCAAGGCGCGUAACUGGCGGGCCUUUACUUACGAUGAUUCCAAAACAGUCUGGCUUUGUGGACCCUAUGGAUAUGAUUCAAUAACUACUUAUUGCACAACAAACGGAGCCUACAGCAAAGAGCAUGUACUAGCUCACGAGUGGAGUCAUGCCUUUGGUCAUACUAAUGAUUAUGCUGAUGGAUAUGGAGCUGAAAACUGUAAAAAUUUGGCAAAAAAGAAUCCCCCAACAGAAGCAAUUGAUAAUGCUGAUAAUUAUGCUUUUUAUUAUUGCUAUAAUGGAGCUACUUCUUUUGAAUUUGACUUUUAGCUAGUUUGCCAUCACAAUUUUAGGACUUUAGUUUAAAUCUUUCACAAUUCUUAGAUUCAUUUAUAGAUUUUUUUUGGAAUUUUUUGAUUUAGUAUAUUUUCACAGUUUUAGGUUCAUUUACAGGUUUUUGGAAUUUUUUGAUUUAGUAUAUUUUCUAGACUCACUUUUUUCAAAUAAUAAAUAUAUCAAUAACAA
Messenger RNA from Amphimedon queenslandica, 1440 nucleotides. RefSeq names its product extracellular protease-like. The transcript is spliced from 2 exons. Gene Ontology annotation, molecular function: metalloendopeptidase activity. Lineage: Eukaryota; Metazoa; Porifera; Demospongiae; Haplosclerida; Niphatidae. The coding region runs from base 103 to 1245 and encodes 380 amino acids. The record is from RefSeq and is a predicted model, not a curated record.